This is a messenger RNA of Hevea brasiliensis (rubber tree), 405 nucleotides long. RefSeq lists its product as uncharacterized. The coding region runs from base 1 to 405 and encodes 134 amino acids. The record is from RefSeq and is a predicted model, not a curated record. NCBI's taxonomy places the organism in Eukaryota, Viridiplantae, Streptophyta, Magnoliopsida, Malpighiales, Euphorbiaceae. The transcript has a single exon.
AUGCAUUUCUGGGUCACCAAGCACAGGCAGAUUAAUAGGCCUAAUCUUGUACUAAUUCAUGGCUAUGGUGGAGUCUCUCGGUUGCAAUUUCUCCACCAAGCUCGCCCUCUAUCUAAAGUCUUCAAUCUCUGCAUGCCUGACUUGCUAUUCUUUGGCGAUUCCCACACGAAACGGACCUGCCGGUCAGAUAUUUUGCAGGCGAAGUGUGUAAGGGAAGGGUUGAAGAAGUUGGGUAUAGAGAAGUAUAAUUUGGUGGGGCUAAGCUAUGGGAGGUAUGUGGCGUACCGGAUGGCUGAGAAUUAUGGAGAGGAGGUGGAGAAGGUGGUGAUUUUAAGCUGUUGGAUAUGUUACACGGAGGAGCAGAGGAAGGAGUUCUUGAAGAAGCUUGGGAGAAAAAUAAGAUGA